AAAGAGGAUAAAUACUUGAAAGAUGCUAUGGACUGUAGUGAUGUCAUCUGGCAGAGAGGUUUAUUGAGAAAAGGAUAUGGGAUCUGCCAUGGUACUGCUGGCAAUGGCUACUCCUUCCUGUCGCUCUACAACCUAACUCAGGACAAAAAGUACCUCUACCGAGCUUGCAAGUUUGCUGAAUGGUGUUUGGAGUAUGGUGCACAUGGAUGUCGUAUUCCUGACCGACCUUAUUCUCUCUUUGAAGGCAUGGCUGGAGCUAUUCAUUUCCUCUCAGAUAUUUCAGUACCGGAGACUUCCCGGUUUCCAGCAUUUGAACUUGGACCUCAAAGGAGGGAAAACAAAGUGGAACAGGACAGCUAAAAGAUUAUUUUGAAAGGAAACUGAUGCCAAAAGAGAUGAGACUGUUUAGUGCCUCUGAUACUGAACCAACUCAGCCCUGAACCAACGGAUGGAUACACCCCUUUUCUCUCCCCUCUCCGCCCCAAAGGACCAUGAAGUCAUUAGAGCAUGAACAGGAGAAGCCACAUUUAAGUUCUGUUAAAGUGACACCUUCAGAUGUAGGACAAGAGAAGUCAAGUUUUGAACUUUCUCUCUUCCGUUGUAUUACUUGUCUUCUUCAGGUCUCUGACAUGCUCUGCAUGUUUAUUGGUGUUGUCUGUUGAUUCGAGUCUUUUGUUGUUAGC
Messenger RNA from Phaethon lepturus (White-tailed tropicbird), 683 nucleotides. Its product is annotated as lanC-like protein 2. The transcript has 3 exons. Bases 28 to 360 code for a protein of 110 amino acids. Gene Ontology annotation, biological process: peptide modification; carbohydrate metabolic process. Gene Ontology annotation, cellular component: plasma membrane. The record is from RefSeq and is a predicted model, not a curated record. NCBI's taxonomy places the organism in Eukaryota, Metazoa, Chordata, Aves, Phaethontiformes, Phaethontidae.